This is a messenger RNA of Cooperia oncophora, 1665 nucleotides long. The record is from the annotation of a GenBank genome assembly. Lineage: Eukaryota; Metazoa; Nematoda; Chromadorea; Rhabditida; Trichostrongylidae.
AUGAUAGGGAUCACUACAAAAUUCGCGCUUGGACAAAUGAAUACUGCUAGACACUUGAUUGAUGGGAUUGCACGCGAAUAUGUUCGUUUGAUGAAAUAUGGUGAUUCUCUCUACCGAUGUAAAAUGCUUAAAAGAGCAGCUCUCGGUAGAAUGGUGAAAUUACUGAAGCGCCAGAAGUCCAGCUUCGAUUAUCUUGAGCAAGUCCGUCAGCAUCUUUCUCGUCUGCCCUCCAUCGACCCUGCUACAAGGACCCUAAUUCUAUGCGGUUUUCCUAAUGUGGGUAAAUCGUCCUUCAUUAAUAAAGUGACCCGAGCAGACGUUGAAGUUCAACCUUAUGCUUUUACCACAAAGGCUCUUUAUGUUGGACAUCUUGACUACAAAUUUCUGCGUUGGCAGGUGAUUGACACACCCGGAAUACUAGAUCAAGCACUGGAAGAGAGAAACACAAUUGAAAUGCAAGCCGUCACAGCUCUUGCACAUCUCAAAGCUGCUAUUCUUUUCAUUAUGGAUAUUUCAGAGCAAUGUGAUAGAACCAUAGAGGAACAGGUCAAUCUAUUUGAGUCAAUUCGGCCACUUUUUGCCAACAAGCCUGUGAUGAUUGGAUUAAAUAAGGUAGAUAUAGUGCGAAGGGCUGAUAUAUCAUCGGAGAAGGUCGCACUUUUGGAAAAACUUGAGAAGGAGGGAAUACCUGUUGUGGAAAUGUCAACAGUGACUCAGGAAGGAAUCAUAAGUCUGAGAGAUAAGGCAUGUGAUGCUUUGCUAGCUCAACGAGUGGAAACGAAAUUGCAGUCAAAGAAGGCGUCGGUUGAAGAUACGGUUUUGAAUCGUAUUUUCGUAGCUUAUCCGACACCGAGGGAUGACAAGGUUCGUGCUCCAUACAUUCCUGAGACCGUUAAGCAGCGCAAGCAACGUAUGCAGACCGAUGAACCUAUAGAAAGGGAUGAAAAUACCAGGAGACUGGAACGCGAAUUAGAACUGGAGUUGGAGGACGAUUAUAUUUUGGACUUGAAGAAGCACUACAUGCUGAAGAAUCCAGAGGAGAAGUACGAUGUCAUCCCAGAGAUUUGGGAGGGGCACAACCUGGCAGAUUUUGUUGACCCCGAAAUUCAAAAGAAACUUGCCGACCUACUUGCCGAAGAAGAGCUGCGAGAAAAGGCAGGCGAAUACGAUCCAGAUUUGGAUAGUGAUGAUGAAGAGACCAAGGAAAAGUUGGAGUUAGCCAAGCAGAUCAGGGAAAAGGAGAAGUUGCUCACGUUGGAAAACCAGAUUAACAAGAAGAAAGCGGGCAAUCAUGUGUCACGGUUGAACGUGCGCAAGCGUGAGAGGUCUAUGAGUCGGUUGGAGGAACAAAUGGAAGAACUUGGCGUUCAGGUUGACACAAAGCGCAUGAAAAACUUGCAAGGUCAGGCUCAGAAGCCUCAGCUUGGCAAAAAGAUGAAGGUUGGCCGAUCACCAAGUUUGAGUGCAUCGCGGCCACCGCCGAGGGAUGAGCUUGGUAUUUCUGACAAGAAAAAGAGGCUGAAGGCUGAGAAGCUCCGCGCAAAUGCAUUGAAACACUUGAAACGUGAAGCAAGAAAGGGAGAGGCUGACAGACAUGUGUACGACUUGAAACCUAAGCAUUUGUUUAGCGGAAAGCGCAAGAUGGGAAAGACGGACCGGCGAUAA